Messenger RNA from Nannospalax galili (Upper Galilee mountains blind mole rat), 6735 nucleotides. It is a transcript of the gene Efr3b, whose product is annotated as EFR3 homolog B. The record is from RefSeq and is a predicted model, not a curated record. Gene Ontology annotation, biological process: protein localization to plasma membrane. NCBI's taxonomy places the organism in Eukaryota, Metazoa, Chordata, Mammalia, Rodentia, Spalacidae. Bases 214 to 2667 code for a protein of 817 amino acids. Gene Ontology annotation, cellular component: plasma membrane. The transcript is spliced from 23 exons.
CCUGAGCCAGAGGGCCAGCCUGGCGCUGAAUGGGCGGGUGGCGUCCGGCUCCGUCCCGCCCGCCGCCGGCCCCUAGCGCCUGCUCCCGCCGCGCCCGAGUCUCCUGCAGCUCCGGUCUCCACCCGGGCUGUGAAUGAAAGGCGGACGCCGCCGGGGACUGGCGGCAAGCUACACGGCAACGCCGGCCUCUCGGGAGGCAAGCUCCCCGCGGGGAUGUACGGUGUGUGUGGCUGCUGUGGUGCCCUUCGCCCCAGGUACAAAAGGCUGGUGGACAAUAUCUUCCCUGAGGAUCCUGAGGAUGGUCUAGUGAAGACCAACAUGGAGAAGCUGACUUUCUAUGCCCUCUCAGCUCCAGAAAAGCUAGAUCGCAUUGGCGCCUACCUCUCAGAGAGACUUAUCCGGGAUGUGGGUCGCCAUCGAUAUGGGUACGUGUGCAUUGCCAUGGAGGCCCUGGACCAGUUGCUCAUGGCCUGCCACUGCCAGAGCAUCAACCUCUUUGUGGAGAGCUUCCUCAAGAUGGUGGCCAAGCUGUUGGAGUCUGAGAAGCCCAACCUGCAGAUCCUCGGCACUAACUCGUUUGUGAAGUUUGCCAACAUUGAGGAAGACACUCCAUCCUAUCACCGGAGCUAUGACUUCUUUGUGUCCCGAUUUAGUGAAAUGUGCCACUCAAGCCAUGAUGACUUGGAAAUCAAGACCAAAAUCCGGAUGUCAGGCAUCAAAGGUCUACAAGGAGUAGUGAGGAAGACGGUGAAUGAUGAGCUGCAGGCCAAUAUCUGGGACCCACAGCACAUGGACAAGAUCGUCCCAUCGUUGCUUUUCAAUCUGCAGCAUGUGGAGGAGGCAGAAAGCCGGUCUCCUUCACCCCUCCAAGCCCCAGAGAAGGAAAAGGAGAACCCAGCAGAGCUGGCUGAGAGGUGCCUGCGGGAGUUGCUGGGCCGGGCAGCCUUCGGAAACAUCAAGAAUGCCAUCAAGCCUGUUCUCAUCCACCUGGAUAAUCAUUCUCUUUGGGAACCCAAGGUGUUUGCCAUCCGUUGCUUUAAAAUCAUCAUGUACUCAAUUCAGCCGCAGCACUCCCACCUGGUUAUCCAGCAACUCCUGAGCCACCUAGACGCCAACAGCCGCAGCGCGGCAACGGUGCGCGCGGGCAUCGUGGAGGUCCUCUCGGAAGCUGCGGUCAUCGCUGCCACCGGCUCUGUCGGACCCACGGUGCUGGAGAUGUUCAACACUCUGCUGCGGCAGCUGCGACUCAGCAUCGACUACGCGCUGACCGGGAGCUACGACGGAGCCGUGAGCCUGGGCACUAAGAUCAUUAAGGAGCACGAGGAGCGCAUGUUCCAGGAGGCUGUCAUCAAGACCAUAGGCUCCUUUGCCAGCACACUGCCCACCUACCAGCGCUCAGAGGUGAUCCUGUUCAUCAUGAGUAAGGUCCCGCUGCCUUCCCUGCAUCACCCUGUGGAGACCGGGAGGACAGGGGAGAACAGGAACCGGCUGACCCAGAUCAUGCUGCUGAAAUCCCUCCUUCAGGUAUCCACAGGUUUCCAGUGCAACAACAUGAUGUCAGCCCUGCCCAGCAACUUCCUUGACCGCCUUCUCUCUACUGCCCUCAUGGACGAUGCAGAAAUCCGUCUCUAUGUUUUAGAGAUUCUCAUUAGCUUCAUUGAUCGUCAUGGCAACAGCUACAAAUUCUCUACCAUCAGCACCCUUAGUGAUAUCUCAGUCCUGAAGCUGAAAGUGGAUAAAUGCUCCCGACAGGAUACUGUCUUCAUGAAGAAGCACUCCCAGCAGCUCUAUAGACACAUCUACCUGAGCUGUAAGGAAGAGACCAACAUCCAAAAGCACUACGAGGCACUCUACAGCCUCCUGGCACUCAUCAGCAUCGAACUAGCUAAUGAGGAGGUGGUGGUGGACCUCAUCCGCCUGGUGCUGGCUGUCCAGGACGUGGCCCAGGUCAAUGAAGAGAACUUGCCUGCCUACAACCGUUGUGCCCUCUAUGCUCUGGGUGCAGCCUACCUGAACCUCAUCAGCCAGCUGACAACAGUGCCUGCCUUCUGUCAGCACAUCCAUGAGGUGAUAGAGACCAGGAAGAAAGAAGCUCCAUACAUGCUCCCGGAAGAUGUGUUUGUGGACAGGCCCAGGCUGUCUCAAAAUCUAGAUGGCGUGGUGAUCGAGUUCCUCUUCCGCCAGAGCAAGAUCAGUGAAGUCCUGGGAGGCAGUGGCUACAAUUCAGACAGGCUCUGCCUGCCCUACAUCCCUCAGCUGACAGAUGAAGAUCGCUUGUCCAAGAGGAAGAGCAUUGGUGAGACCAUUUCCCUGCAGGUGGAAGUGGAAUCAAGGAACAGCCCAGAGAAGGAAGAGCGAGUGCCUGCCGAGGAGAUCACUUAUGAAACACUGAAGAAGGCCAUUGUGGACAGUGUCGCAGUUGAGGAGCAGGAGCGUGAGCGACGGCGACAGGUGGUAGAAAAAUUCCAGAAGGCACCCUUUGAGGAGAUUGCAGCCCACUGUGGGGCCCGGGCAUCACUGCUGCAGAGCAAACUCAACCAAAUCUUCGAAAUCACCAUCCGGCCCCCUCCAAGCCCAUCAGGAACCAUCACUGCAGCAUACGGCCAGCCUCAGAACCACUCCAUUCCUGUGUAUGAGAUGAAGUUUCCUGAUCUGUGUGUGUACUGAAUUCCAAGAGAUGGAGACCCUCAGAGGACAGGGUCUGCAGGAGGUCUUGUCCUCCUGCCCACUCCUACCACGUGGAAACCUAGCUGGGAUCACCGAGAAAAAGUCACCUUGGACAGCGGCUCCUCCCCAGCUAAGCAAAGGUGGAGCCUCCUGGCCUUCUCUGGUCCUUUGUGGCCCUCCUUUCACCUCCUUGUCUUCUGUGAGGAAGAUCCAGCCACCUGCCCUCUGGGGCUAAUAAGCAUCUCACCUGUCUUCUCUUUUGUGUCAGCCAGGGAUAAAGAAUCAUGAGGGUGUCUCCAAUGAGAAGCAGAUGGGCCUGGAAAGCUAGCUGUGUUGGUGGAAAGACUUCCACUGGGGACAUGUCUAUGAGGGAGUGUCAGUCAUCCCCAAGGGAGAGAGCUGUAUGGAAACUCAGUUGGUCAAAGGAAGCCAGAGGUGGCACUUAGAGAAACUGAGGAAAGUCUCCCUUAUAAAGAGGUGACAGUGUGAGAGCUGGAAGAUGAUGGCUGCUCUCACCCCCAGCAGCUCUCCUCUCCCCUUAGCUCUUGGGUGUCUUAUCAACCCUCUUCACUCUCUAGUUGUCCUUGUUGCUUUCUAUCAUUAAUGAAUACAGAACCCUGAACAGCAGGUGCUGGGGGUAGAGACCCUGGGGACAGUAAGGUGGGCAGAAGAGUGGCAAACUGGGGAUAGAGAGGGGCUGGUUCUCCCUGGCUGAACAACAGCCUCAGCAAAGCACAAAUGGAGUGAGUCCCUGUCCCUGUGUAGCAUCUUCUCACCUCUGUUCAGAGGAAGCUUAUGGUGGCCCUUCUACAGUUCUCUCUCUUCUGAAUAUUUCUCUGAGUUGGUUAAAUUCUCUCUCUGAUGUCUCCCUUCUAAGUAUCCUAUAAUGUUUCCAUAAUCUCUGGAAUGAGAGAAAACUAAGCAAGUUUAUGUGGUUCUAGAUGAUUGAGAUGUAGAGAGGAAGUUCAGGGCCCACAGGCCUUGCCCACCUCACCUCCUGUGGAAGAGGCUCCUAUCAUAGGCUUGGGGAAGGGAAGGAGAGGGAAAAGUUGGGCAAGUGUCACUUUGGGGCUCAAGAAAAGAAGGAUCCAACAGCUAGUAUUAGAGAGAUUUCUUCAUUCUCUGGACAAAGUGUGGGACACUGAUGACAACUGGCCUUGUUGCGGCCUGAGGAGAAGUGGUGGAAAUCCCUUUGGGUUCACUUUCCCUGUGUGCCAUCUACCUGCGCCUGUGUGACUUAUGUGUGUGCUAAGAGCAGCUAACCCAAGACUGGGUAGGUGCCCAAAAAAGGCCACUUGCCACCCUCUCAGUGAGUCCUGUUCCUGAUCACCCCCCUCUGGACACCUAUGUGCCUCCAAGGGCACCUCAGGAAGCACCCCAGGCCUCCUCCAAUGGCAGCACCCCAUGGUCCAGCAUAGUCCUUUCUUUCCCUUUCUAACUUCUGGGCUGUUUUUCCUCACAGGAAGUUAUGCAUGGCCCAGUGUUGCCUCUAGAGAUUUAACUUUUUAGAAUGAUUUGUUGGCCUUCAGGAAUCCCUUUCUAGGGUACAAUUUUAGGCAUUGUGGGCUGGGGUCAGAAAGGGUCUCUUGCUGCUAAGGAGAGGGUAGGCUUCUCAGAAUACCUUCCAUCACAUCCCUGUACACACCCUGCAUAAUGACAGUCUGCUGAUUAGGACAGAUGGAAGCAUUUUCCAAAAUCAGGAGAACCUAAAUCCAUGUACUUCCCCACCACACCUGUGGUAAAUAUUGAAAGGAGGGGCCUAUCUCACCCUGACCCUGGAGGGUUUCACUCCAGAUGCCCUUCUUUCCUUUGGUCCUGUGCUGAGCUGUGGACUCCUGGCUCCCGCAUGGCCUGCAUGAUCUCAGGCUCCCAAGGGCCAGCCCCUGCCAUGGCUUUGGGGCUAUAUUCUAUGGCUUUGCUCAACUCAACUUUAUAAGCGUGAACUUAGAUUUCUCUUUAAUAUAUCUUUACUAAGAAACCAAGUUUAAAAUGACUGUAAGCAAACUUGAAGGCAGAUAACCUUUUAGAAACUACAGUCUAAUCCUUGGGCUACAAACAUAUCUUUCCUCACUGGAUCACCCCAUCUUUUAUCCCAUGUUUGGCUUGGAUGAGACACUGUUCCUAUCUUGUUCCCGAGUCACUGCAGGGUCCACUCCUGAGGCAGCUUUGCCCUAGUUCUGGGUUGUGGGAGUUGGUUCCUGUAGUAUUUCUAGAGCCAGUAUUAGAGCCAGAGACCUGCAGGUCCACUCUGUCCCUCACCCUGUCUUGGGAACAGAGGAGAGAAAGGGGCAGGAUUCCAAGUCUGCAAACUCAACUGCUGCUCAGUCUUCCUCCUUUUUUCUUCCUCUUUUUCUUCACAGCAAGGCUGUUUAGCAGGGUUAUAUUAUUUUAGGAGAGCUAACUGCUAGAAAAUUAGGUUGCCUGCUGACAGGAAAUAGAAUCUAGAUCCUGGCCAACUAUGCAUCAGAAGCAGAAAUCUAAAUUAUGAACACUGUAGUGUCUGUCACCCCAUCCUGGCCUAGGAGAGACCUGGGAAAGAAGCAGAAGCAGAGUGGAGAGGGGGUGGGUCCAGAUGGAGGAACCCAGAGCCCAGUCCUUGGCCAGGUAUCCCCACAUCCUGCCUUCCUGGCCUCUGGCAUCUGAUAGUACUGCCUCAUGCCCUGUUGGCUACCUGUCUCUUGUGAACUUGAGUCAAGAGGAGCCAGCAAGCCCAUUUAGACCACUGCCCUCCACCCACCCCAAAGCACCCAGGACUCUGGCACCCAUGGACAAGGGCAAGGGCCCAGGGAGUACUGUCCUCUUGACAAAACUUAUUAGGCAUGAAUGAACUUGAAGUUUAGAAGUUAACUUGGUUUAGUCAUAAAAGUACAUAAAAAGUAAACCACCAUGUGGUCUCAGAGGCAGCUUCUGUUUUCCCUGUACUGUGCUUGUUCCUUGCCUUUGAAGAAUAGAGUAAAUGGCUUUUUGACUCCUCAACAGCCUCACCAAAAAAACCAGAAAAGUCUUGGUUUGUCCAGCCCAAAGGAUAAGCAGGGGAAAAUUGACCUGGGACUAAGGACUGUAUGCAGAACAGCAAUGUCCUGCACACUGCCUGUGCAUGGGCUAUUCCAGGUCCCAAAGGACAUGGUUCAGACUGGAGCAAGAGUCAGAAGAGCCCUAAGUUUCCUUUGAAUGGAACGUCUCUGGACUCCAGGGGUGGGGGUGCCUUCUGGUUGCCUUACCACUGUCCCAGACUGCCCUAUCCACUACAGUGAAUGCUGCUAAGAAGUGAGUGGCUGGCUAGUUUGGGGUCUAUGGGAAGUGAAAGACUUGAACUGUUAGUCUAAGUGUUAAGUUUAAAGGCGGGGGGGGAGCUUACAUCUGGGGAAAGGCUCCAAGAAAUCUAUUGUUUCUAUCUAACAAAAAUCUGGUUUACUGAAGCCCUAUAACCCAAGCUGGGUCUAGAGCUAAAGACCACAGAAAGGGAAUCAUUGGGCAGGAGGGAAUCACGGGGUAGUGGGGUAGGGUGGUGCUGUCCUGGAGCCUAGUUAAUUGAGCAAGUUGUAAGGAGGAGCCACAGAGAAACAGGAAAGACUUUGUGACCCUAUUGGCUCUUCUUUGUCACCAGUCUGGCUGACCAAGUCUUUUCCAGGGAACAGAGGGCCUCCCGAGCCCGGCAUCUUCCCCUUUUGAGCUCCUCCAUGAUUAUCGAUGCUGGUAUAUGGACUAUAGGGUUGUAAAUCUGCAAAUACUGCAGCCCAUCCAUCCUAAUGUGUUUUGAGUACAUUUAGAUCUUCAUGACCUGGCUGAGUGUGCGUGUUCCUAUGUGUGUGCAUGUAUGUAAUACAGUUUGCAGUUACUGUUAUGUAUAUAAUAGCUGACAUUUAUAUGUGAGUGCAGAAUUGGCACCUGUGGCAGUUUUCUGUACUUUAAACUUGUUAAAUCAAGCUAGUUUUCUUUUGGAGAAGGGGAGUAUGGAGAGUAUAGGAAGAAGAACUCAGCAAAAUCAUUCUUUAAGAUUAUCUAGUUGUGGUUUCCCAAUGAGCCUACAUGAUGCCCUUUCCAAAUAAAUGUUAAUGUUGUCACCCA